Molecule: messenger RNA, 3276 nt
Organism: Dendronephthya gigantea
Lineage: Eukaryota; Metazoa; Cnidaria; Anthozoa; Malacalcyonacea; Nephtheidae
Product: ankyrin repeat domain-containing protein 11-like
Exons: 13
Coding region: 119-3091 (990 amino acids)
Cellular component (GO): nucleoplasm
Molecular function (GO): protein binding
Source: RefSeq, a predicted model, not a curated record
GAUGAAUGGCGUGUAGCCGCGGGAAAUUUCGAAAGCCGCGGGAAGAAGGAUUCUGGAACUAAGUAUUCCGAGUUAGAUUUGUUGUGGGAAAGCGGAGAUUUGCAGAAACAUUAAAAAAAUGGAGUCAAGUCCAUUGAAUGAGAUGGAUAAAAAGGUUGAUCUGUGUACACCAACAGAAAACUUACACAAACAUUGUCAAGAAAUCACCCCAGAUAACCCUAUCGAACCUGACACAAGAAUUUCAUUUGGAACAAAAAAGUCCUCUGAAGUUGGGUCCAACCAAAAGUUGUCAAAAAGAAAAUUGUUUGAACAGCCUGUUGUUGGUCAGACAAAAGGAGAUGAGAAUGUUUCUGAGAUGGUUUACAAGAAAAAGCUGAAAUCUGAUGACACAAUCAGAACUGAGGUGAUCAAGGAUAGUCAAAGACGAGGGAGCGCCAGCGGGGACUGUGCCCCAGGGAAACGCCCUUUAACGGAACGUCAGCAGCUUGCGUUCCUUCUUGAAGCCACAAGCUCACGCGAGAGUCAGGAGGAUGAAACUAAUAGCAAGUUCACGAAAAUCAAGCCACGCAAAAGGAUAAAGCGAAACGGGAAAUGUGUGAACCCGCGCGUAUAUCGACGGAACGAACGAGGGGAGACUCCAUUGCAUCUCGCUGCCAUUAAAGGUGAUAUUGAUGGCUUGAGGAAACUUUUCAAGGAUGGAGCAGAGGUUGGAGUGAAAGAUUACGCAGGUUGGACAGCUCUUCACGAGGCAUGUAACCAUGGAAAUCUUGCUGCAGCUAAACUGCUGGUCAAGCGUGGUGCUCACGUAAACGUACCAGGAUUUGAGGGUGACACACCAUUGCACGAUGCUGUGGUAAACAACCAUGUUGAGGUUGUAACUAUGCUGCUAUCUUGUGGUGCGGACCCACAUCAGACAAACAUGAAAAGAAAGAAACCUUUAGAUCUGAUAAACAGCAGUGAAAUGAGCAACACCUUUAAUUCACAUGGUAUACAUCACUCGUAUUUUGAACAGAAAGACGCAAAAACUCUCAAACAAGAUGUGGUGGCCUCCAGCAACAAUGGAAAGUCGGCUAAGCUGGACUGCGAGCGUUCACAUGCAAGAGGAUCAAUUUUAGGCAACGAGAUCCAGCGAAAAGAGACGCAAGGAGAAUCCAAGAUGGAGAAACCUGUGAUGUAUAUUUGUAAACUGGAGCCUACUUUAUGUACCACGCAAGUGACGACUUAUAAGAAAUGUAGCAAAACGGUGCAGGGGGGUGACGGCGCUAAGAGCAAGGAUAGUGUAGAUGACAAGGAAGAAAGGAAAGUGAAUGAGAAAGAGUUGAGUGGAAGUUCACCUCUGCAGAAAGAUGCAACAGAGGUCAGACUGAGGAAUGAAAAGUCUUCGCAUCAAGUUGGAAAACUCGACAGCAUUGGAGAUAAGAAGAUGACAUACAAGUUGACUUCGUUGACAUCACAGAGAAACCAAACUACAGGAAUCUCAGGGAACAUGAAGGAUGCUGUGGGCGACAGGAAUAACGACCUCAGCAGGAAUAACGAGGAUGAACUUAAUCAGUCUCAGGAGGCAGAACACAUGAAAAACGAACAGUUUUUGAACAAGGUUGAGGAUGAGGGAAACGACAUUGCGGUGAUGAAUAAACCGGAGAAAUCUUUUAUCAAUUCUGAGGAUAUCGUAUCAAGCAGCGAUGAGACAGAAGGAAAUGCCAAAGCUGUGUCAGAGAGAAGCAGAACCCCAGAGAUUGACGAGAGCAUUGCAGUGGAAGUUCUAGCAACUGGUCUUUUCUCAACGAUGUAUGCUCACCUUCACGGCUCUUUUAUCGAAGAGCAGUCAGACGUUGAUCAUCGCAAUCGCCGAGAAUCAUCCGAGAGUCAGCCAGAAAUGAUGAAUAUCGGCUUUAUUUACGAUAAUAUGCCAGCGUCUAAGAGGAAUGAGGGAACAUCUGUACACGAAGAUGAUCCUUUCCUUGACGUGGAGCACCUAGAACCAGAUCAACCAUCAACUGAGGUCAAGAAAUUUGGAGCACAACUACAAGGUGGUCUUGUCGAUGCGAAGAGGAACAUCUUCUGUAAAAAGAAGACGAAAGCUAAAGAUGAGACUUCUAAAAUAGUUGAACAAACUGUAAACAAGUUCAUGUCAGGUGAUGCUACCUCGGCCCGAUCUGCAGGAAUGAAGCACAACUCUUCUAACUGGUGGAGAUUUGAUGAUGUGGGCUCAGAGAAAGAUGGCGAAUUUGAGACAGUCAGAAAAGAUCAGACUAUUGCAGUCGAGGAACCAGCAAGAAAAGAUCCAACCAUCGGAUACAACACGAAUGAUUUCCAACGUUGGAACGUUGAGAAGAAAUCAAAGGGAAGAAAAAAAAUCAGCGCCGGAAAUACUGCUCUCACCAGGAAGGAUAAAAUAUCACGUCGUAAAACUGAAAUUUCACGAAAUCCCGAAGUUAACGCAAGAUACGAGCAGCCUGAGAGUCAGAGGGUUUAUAGUUCCAAGAUAAACGGAGAUGGUCAGAGAUUAGAGCAUGGUGUUGAAACUGUAGUUACGACGAAGCCAGCGGUAUCAUGGCAGUCCCUCGUGGCUGCAGGAAAAUCUCGGUUAUCAGAGCUGAGUAUUCCUGGUUAUGACGAGUUUUUGAUGAAGACUAAGAGAUAUGAUUUGGCAAUGAAUAGUAAUAACGAUACCGAAGAUACAACCCACUUUGCGUCAAAAGAAGAUCAAUUAUCUGCCAAGUAUAAAAAAACCAAAAGAGAACUUCUGAAGAAACAGAAAAGUGAACUGGACAAACUGCAGUUAAGUAUGGAACUAGAAAUUGUGAGACUCUACAAAAACCAAGCUUACGCUUUCCUCAAGUGUAACCAACCAGCCAGCGCAUGUUCUGCGAUUCACUGGCAGAAUAUGUCAAAACACCAACUGGAGAACGAGAAGAGUAGGUUAUCUCAGCAGCAGUUUCUGCCGAUGGAUCAAAAUACAGCGUUUGGUAAUCAUCGCGAGAUAGUAAAGAAAUAUGAGAAUCUGAAGACCCUGAUGACAAACAGACAUAAACAUGAACAGGAAUCUUUAGACGCCGUGGUAAAACUGAAGUUAGAAAGUUGCGUGUAGCGGAUUGUGUUUUAUACGGUUUUCUAAUUUCUACACAGCUGUAUAUAAACGUUAGGAUCGCAACGACAGAGACGAAAACAAAUGAACAAAGUUUUGUGGUAAAAAGCUACUGAAGUCCGGCAGAGCUCCGCCAUUGCAUGCUGUUUUGUUUGGGGUUGUUGUUUUUCAGGGGUUGUCGUUUUUAA